CAGUUUCCUGUGUUUUCCGGUCAGUUUUCUGUGUUUUACAUCUGGAAGUUGAUCGGAAUCUACAGGAAGAAAAUCCGGUAACUUCCAACUGGAAUACUGCUUCCACUUUCCAGCGCUUUCCUGUGCUUUCCGGCCGUUUCCCGCCGUACGUCCACGACUUGGGUAGAACUGAAGGUCAAUGCUGAUAUUCUAUCUAAAAUUAUACAAGAACAAAAGCAAGAAAUAAAUGGUUUACGACACAAUUUAAAUAAGGUGCAGAAAAACUUCGUAAAAUUACAACAUGAUUAUGCAGAAGAAAAGUUAAUGAAUGAACAAUUAAGACAAAAUCAAAAUGAUUUAAUUAGCCAAAUGAAAAAAAAAGAUAAGGAAAACGAAGAUCUUCAAGAACAAGUACGUGAUCUUCUCAUUCAUUUUAGGAGUGAAACAGAAUUGAUGAAUUUACAAAUGGCAGAUGAACUUGAAACAAGUCAAAUAGUUGUUCGUCCGUCAUUAAAUAAAACAAGACGACGAAACGAAAAAUAA
Messenger RNA from Rotaria socialis, 522 nucleotides. NCBI's taxonomy places the organism in Eukaryota, Metazoa, Rotifera, Eurotatoria, Philodinida, Philodinidae. The record is from the annotation of a GenBank genome assembly.